Molecule: messenger RNA, 465 nt
Organism: Scheffersomyces stipitis CBS 6054
Lineage: Eukaryota; Fungi; Ascomycota; Pichiomycetes; Serinales; Debaryomycetaceae
Gene: HPA2
Product: D-amino-acid N-acetyltransferase
Exons: 1
Coding region: 1-465 (154 amino acids)
Biological process (GO): protein acetylation
Cellular component (GO): cytoplasm
Molecular function (GO): N-acetyltransferase activity
Source: RefSeq, a predicted model, not a curated record
AUGUCAAUAACUCUCAGACCAAUCCAGGAAGGCGACAAGCCUGAGUGGUUGAACUUGUGGACCGGAAAGGGAGGAUACAUCGAGUUCUACAAGUCUUCACAUAAGAUUACACCGGAAAUUUCAGACUCUACAUUUGCCAGAUUUCUUGAUCCGAACGAGCCUGUCUAUUCUGUUGUUGCCAUUGAUGACUCCACCGGAAAGAUCAUUGGCUUUGCCAACUAUUUGACUCACAGAAACACCUGGACCAUUGAGAAUGCGUUGUACUUAAACGACUUGUUUGUUAGCGAAGAUGUUAGAUUGAAGGGAACAGGAAGGAAGCUCAUCGAGUACAUUUACAGUGAAGCCGACAGAUUGAAAUGCAAGAAGUGCUAUUGGUCUACACAAUUCGAGAACCACAGAGCCCAAUUGUUGUACACGAAGGUCGGAGUAAAGAGCGGAUUCUUGCUUUACCGUAGGCCAGAUUAG